AUUAAAUGAUCACUUCCUUUUCAUUUAAUUUAAAAUAUCGGUUCAAAAUUCGAUCAGUGAAUUGUUUCUUCUAUUCUGCGUUUGGAAUUAAACGAUUUCCUUUAUUCGUUGGUUUUCCAUGAAAAGCAUGUAAAUGGCAGUAAGACCCUUCUCAAAAGAAGAAUUGAAUUUCUUCAAAUUUGCAUCCAUCGUUCACGAUGAAUUUCCAAAGAUGUUACGUUCGACAUUUGUGGCAUUGUGGGACAGGAAGAUUGCACCGUUGCCUGCUUACCAAGUUUGGGACGACUCACCCGCAGUUCGCACACUUCUUUUGACGCUCGAAGGCGGUAAAACUCCCAUACCAACCAAUAAAUCGUUCAAGGAUUGGGAUUGCACAGCCCUGUUCCAGGCAACUAUUUACUCCAAGACCUUUCGAGGCUCCACCAAGACGACACUUAGUGAUCAAUUCAUAAAGGGAAAGAAACCCAGUACUUUCCAUUCUUCGCUUACAAGUUUAACUAGUACUGGGAACCCGGAUGAAAUUAUAACUUUAGCAAUCGACCAGGUUCGACUGCUUAGAAACUGCUUAUGUCACUCGCCUAAGUCAAUCUUAAAAAAACAUGAUUUUGAUUAUUAUGUUCAACUUGCUAAGGGUGCUUUUGUCGCAACUGGAUUUUCGACAGACCAAGUUGAUCAUAUUGGUAAUCUUAAGGAGAGCGACUUUCCAACUGAAAGGGUUAAUGAGUUGAAUCGAAAAAUUAAGGCUGUCGUGCUGGAGAGCAAAAAAUUUCUUGAGGAAAGGGUAGAAAAAGGAAUAACGAAAUUAACGGAUGGUCAAGAAAGUGUUAUACAAAAACUUGAUGAAAUUAAUAGGAAUGUCAUUAGGAACCAAAAUUCCAAUGCAGCAACUAUGCAAGAAAAUCGAGGGUUUGCAGCACUAGGCGCUCUGGGUCCCGCUGUGAACAAUGAUGAAUGUAUUAUCACAUUCAAAAUUACAGCAGAAAAAGUGCGACUGGCUAAAGAUAUUGGACUCGGUACUGUUACUCUCAUCGACAUUUUCAAUGCAUGUACAAAAGCUCACCCGUCCGUUUUCCAAGACACUCUUAAAAGAGGUUUCGGCGAUGAAAAAGAUGAUCAGAAAUUUGGGGAGAUCAGCCAAGGAUGUCUCCUUGUUCCACUGCACUGUCUUACAGAUGAAAGAUUUCUGGAGGUUUUGGAUGAUUUUGAAUCUGGAAGGCUGAAAAAACGUUUGCUUACAGAGUUUUCGCAAAUUGGAGUUGAAAUAGAAGGAUUAGAGAUUGAGAUAAAGAACAUGGAAGAAGUAAACAAAACGAAGGAUAAAAUAAAACGAAAAUUGGAGAAGUCCAGUACAAAUUUUGAUAAAUAUCGACAAGGUAUUGUCAAUGUUCAAGGAACUGAUAGACAGUCCCAUCUAAAAAGCUGCAUUCCUGACAAACCAGAACUAUUUAUUGGCCGUGACACUAUAGUAAAUCAAAUAGUGUCUUCCUUAGUCCACGAUGCCUGUGGAAUUGUUUCUAUUGUUGGUGGACCGGGUUUUGGCAAGAGCACUGUUGCAAUUGAAGUUUCCCAUCACUUAAUAAGCAAAGAGAAUGACGUCGUCGUCAUUUUCUCGUUUCUGUCACAAGCUUUCACUAUUCCUGAAGUAAUAAUGCGUCUCUGUCAUGACGUUGGCGUCAUUCCUGGAGAAGAUCCUAAAUCGUCGUUGAUGUUUUGGUUGAAGAGUAUUGAGGAGAACGUUGUCCUAGUCAUGGACAACAUUGAGCAGCUUCUUGAACGGCAUGUAAAGCAUAACUUUCUUGAAUUAGUGCGUACGCUUCGCAAAAAUUCACAGCAACAUAUACAGAUUUUAACAACGUCAAGAACACAGUUCUCAAUUUCAGGAACGCAAACCAAAAGCCUUCAAAUAGGAGAGAUGGAUGAAACAACAAGUGUCGAACUCUUAGAAAAGUGUUGUCCCGUUAAAGUCGAAAAAACAUCCUUGUCUGAAUUGGCUAAGCUGUGCGGUUUCAUUCCACUCGCAUUGUGUAUCGCAGGAUCAAGAAUUCAAGACUAGGUCGACCUGGUUGAGCUGAUAC
Messenger RNA from Dendronephthya gigantea, 2075 nucleotides. RefSeq lists its product as uncharacterized. NCBI's taxonomy places the organism in Eukaryota, Metazoa, Cnidaria, Anthozoa, Malacalcyonacea, Nephtheidae. The transcript has 4 exons. The coding region runs from base 134 to 2053 and encodes 639 amino acids. Gene Ontology annotation, molecular function: ADP binding. The record is from RefSeq and is a predicted model, not a curated record.